AUGCCCUAUAACAUCGCUAUGGUUAGCGACAACUUCUAUCCCCAACCUGGAGGAGUGGAGAGUCACAUGUACCAAUUGUCGAGUAAACUCAUCGAUCGUGGACACAAAGUCAUCGUCAUCACACAUGCGUACAAUGGUCGAAAAGGCGUUCGAUACCUGACCAACGGCCUCAAAGUCUACUACGUCCCGUUCUGGGUCAUCUACCGCGAGACGACCUUCCCUACCGUCUUCUCCUUCUUUCCCAUCUUCCGCAACAUCGUAAUCCGCGAGCGCAUUGGAAUCGUACACGGACAUGCCAGCCUGAGUAGCUUAUGCCAUGAGGCCAUAUUACAUGCGCGGACCAUGGGAUUGAGAACCGUCUUCACGGACCACAGCCUGUUUGGCUUUGCGGAUGCUGGGAGUAUCCUUACCAACAAGCUCCUCAAGUUCACCCUAAGCGACGUUGACCAUGUCAUAUGCGUUAGUCAUACUUGUAAAGAGAAUACUGUGCUUCGAGCGUCCCUAGACCCUCUCAUGGUCUCCGUCAUCCCGAAUGCAGUCGUUGCAGAGAACUUUCGUCCUCUAUCGCAUGAUUCGAUCGAUCCUACCCACACAAAAGCACCGGGGCCGCAGCAGCCCAUGGACCCAGACGAGAUCAUCACUGUCAUUGUGAUUCAGCGACUCUACUAUAACAAGGGCACCGAUCUUUUAGUAGCUGCUAUACCCCAUAUUGUCGCCGCCAACCCCAACGUUCGCUUUAUCAUCGCUGGCAAUGGACCCAAGGCUAUCGACCUUGAACAGAUGAUUGAGCGCAAUGUGUUGCAAGACAAGGUUCUCAUGAUCGGCCCAGUCCGUCAUGAGGAAGUCCGAGAUGUCAUGGUUCGUGGUCACAUAUACCUCUGCCCGUCACUGACCGAGGCGUUUGGCACGGUCAUUGUGGAAGCUGCAUCCUGCGGGCUGUAUGUUGUGGCAACUCGAGUCGGUGGUAUUCCCGAGGUGCUGCCCACUCACAUGGUAGAGUUUGCAGCGCCUGAAGAGGACGAGCUUGUUGAAGCUACUGGGCGUGCCAUCGCCAAACUGCGAGCCGGCAAAGUAAGAACAGAGCUGUUCCACAACCAAGUCAAGCAGAUGUACUCCUGGACUGACAUUGCGCAACGAACGGAGAGGGUGUAUGAUGGCAUCAGUGGUGUCAUAAGUCACGGUGAGUUUUAUCAGGGUGCAGGGGCAGCUGGCGCUUGGAGUGCCACCCGUGGUCGCGCAGGCGUGCAGAGUUUUGCGCUCAUCGAGAGGUUGAAGAGAUAUUUUGGCUGCGGAAUCUGGGCGGGCAAGCUCUUCUGCAUUUGUGUCAUUGUCGACUACCUGAUCUACCUUGUUUUGGAAAUCUUUGCACCCAGAUCAAGGAUCGACAUUUGCAAGGAUUGGCCUAAGAAGAUGUUCCAAGCAAAACAAGGGACUAGCACGAGGCUUAUGGUUGACAUUGACGCCGACAAAGGAACAUUGCUCAGGAAAAGAAGCUCCAGGUAUCGUAAGCCGAAAAGAGAACAGCUGGAGGAUAGUUGA
Messenger RNA from Alternaria atra, 1539 nucleotides. RefSeq lists its product as uncharacterized. The transcript has 5 exons. The coding region runs from base 1 to 1539 and encodes 512 amino acids. Gene Ontology annotation, biological process: GPI anchor biosynthetic process. NCBI's taxonomy places the organism in Eukaryota, Fungi, Ascomycota, Dothideomycetes, Pleosporales, Pleosporaceae. Gene Ontology annotation, cellular component: glycosylphosphatidylinositol-N-acetylglucosaminyltransferase (GPI-GnT) complex. The record is from RefSeq and is a predicted model, not a curated record. Gene Ontology annotation, molecular function: phosphatidylinositol N-acetylglucosaminyltransferase activity.